Messenger RNA from Chenopodium quinoa (quinoa), 2306 nucleotides. Its product is annotated as WUSCHEL-related homeobox 9-like. Lineage: Eukaryota; Viridiplantae; Streptophyta; Magnoliopsida; Caryophyllales; Amaranthaceae. Bases 594 to 1985 code for a protein of 463 amino acids. The transcript is spliced from 5 exons. Gene Ontology annotation, molecular function: DNA binding; DNA-binding transcription factor activity. The record is from RefSeq and is a predicted model, not a curated record. Gene Ontology annotation, biological process: regulation of developmental process.
UCUAAUCCUACUCAUCACACUUUACUUCUCUCCUUUUACCUCUUUUUUUCACCAAAUUACGCAAUUUCUACUCCUAGUUUCAAACAUUAAAAUUACAAUUUUAUUUAUUUUUGUUUAAAAUGAAAGGAUUAUAACUGUCAUCUUUGAAGAAUUUAAUCUUUCCUCUCGAGUCAAUCCAAAAGGCUUUCAACUCCCAACUUUUUAUUUUUUUUUUAAGAAAAAUUAUAUAAAUAAAAUAAAAACAAAAUUAGUGUUAUGUUUGCAAAAUGCAAUAACUAUUCACACCCCCUAUUUAUUCCUGCAACAACCUCUUCCACUUCAUUAGAAUAAUCCCACCCCUCAAUCAAUAACCUCUUCCUUCUGCAACCAAAACCAAACUUAGGAGAGAGAAAAUUAAUAUACUUACAAACACAAAAAUAUAGAUCCAAAUAUAUCAACUAAAAAGGUACAUACAAGGAGUACUAUAUAAAGGGUUGCUAAAAACCUAGCAACUACUUCAAGUGCAACUUCAUCAACAACAACUAUUUCAAGUUCUUUGUUGCUUUCUUUUAUAAUUUUCUUACAAAAAAAAAAAAAAAAAAUCAUCAUAAAAAAUGGCGUCGUCGAAUCGACACUGGCCGAGCAUGUUCAAGUCCAAGCCGUGCAAUAAUCAACCAUGGUCACAACAACAUGACUCCAAUCAUCACCAAUCGUCUCUUCUCUCCAAUUCAUGUGGCCGUUCAUCUUCGAGUAAUUCCCCUUUCUCUUCCGGUUGUGAAGAGAGGAGUCCGGAGCCAAAGCCGAGGUGGAACCCGAAACCGGAACAAAUUCGGAUCCUAGAGGCGAUAUUCAACUCGGGUAUGGUAAACCCGCCACGAGACGAGAUUCGGAGGAUCCGAGCACAACUCCAAGAGUAUGGUCAAGUUGGUGACGCCAACGUGUUCUAUUGGUUCCAAAACCGUAAGUCCCGAAGUAAGCAUAAGCAACGCACACUCCAAGCUAAAACCACUGCCGCCACCGCUGCCGCAGCCACCAACAAUAACGUCAUUACUAGUAUCCAUCACCACCACAGCCCGCCGCAACCAAUGCCAGCGUCCUCCUCCUCCUCCUCAUCCGAUAAGGCGUCACCUCGUAAGGUGCCGCCUUCUAGGUCAGGAGGAGGCUCAUCAUCUUAUGGUGGUAAUAGUAGUAGUAACAAUAGCAUUAACAACAACAACAAUAAUAAUAGUAACAAUACUAAUAAUGUUGUUGUUGAUCAAUUUGGAAAUUCUCCUACUAGUGUUAACCAAUGUAACCCUUAUUUCCACCAACUUAUUCCUCCUACUACUACUAAUAUUACUACUCAUAAAUUUGUCCCUCAAGAUCCUUUGUUCUUUCCCUUGCACCAAAGUGGUGGUGGUAAUAGUUUCAGUCAAGGGUUAUGCUUUGGACCAACUCACCACCACGACGAUGCAUCGGCUACAAUCAAUGUCCCGGCUAGCUCCGAUCAAGCCGUAGGCGGGUUCUCGUCUCUCUUGCUAGGUGAUAUGUUUGGUGGUGUUCAUUCUAAGAGAGAUCAUGAAGUUGAGAAGCUUAAGUUUCAACAAGAGUUGAGUUUCUUGGUCACUAAUCCUCCUAAUACUUCUACUUGUGCUGUUACUUCCUCUUCUCCUGUUGUUCCUACCGCGAUUUCGGGUAGUCUUGGUCAAUUGCUAGGUGUAGGUGAGUCUGCUGGACUUUCAGGGAAAUCAACGGUGUUUAUUAACGGGAUGGAAUUCGAGCUUCCGGUCGGACCGUUUAAUGUUAAGGAGGAGUUUGGGGAGGAUGCUGUGCUGGUUCAUUCUGGUUCCGGACACCCGGUUAUGACUAAUGAAUGGGGUGUUACGGUUCAUCCACUUCAACAUGGUGCGUCUUACUACCUUGUUGGUAGUGUUACCGCCUCUCCGUUGCUUCAUAAGCUCGAUUCUACCCCGGAUCUUCUUGCUCCGGGGUUUCCUUACCAGUGGAAUACAAUGAAUUGGACAUAGCUAGCUAGCUAAGUACUCCGUAGCUAUGAUGCGCCAUUUAUUUGAGAACAAUGUUUUUCUUCUCAUCUUGUGCAGAUCUAGAGGAGCUUUCCGACGCCGGCAACGAAUGAGGAUCAAUACUAGAAAGAUGGAAAGAAGUUCACCCCCUUCUGAACUAGUAUUAUUAGACUAUUAUAGAUUUAAUUUAGUUUUACAAGUUUCUUAUUAUAGCUAGUUUAUGUAAUUUGAGAUAAUUAUGUAUGGUUCAAUGAACUUUUUUCCCCUUGUGAGCUAGACAGCUAGUACAUAUAAUCUUGGUUAAUAAAGUGAUUACUACACUUU